This is a messenger RNA of Mobula hypostoma (lesser devil ray), 6686 nucleotides long. Its product is annotated as transmembrane protease serine 13-like. Lineage: Eukaryota; Metazoa; Chordata; Chondrichthyes; Myliobatiformes; Myliobatidae. Gene Ontology annotation, biological process: protein autoprocessing. The transcript is spliced from 13 exons. The record is from RefSeq and is a predicted model, not a curated record. Gene Ontology annotation, cellular component: membrane. Bases 339 to 1832 code for a protein of 497 amino acids. Gene Ontology annotation, molecular function: serine-type endopeptidase activity; protein binding.
CAAGUAACACUGCUGUGCAAUUUCUUCAGAUAAUUUACUGCAAUUUGUUUCUACUGCCAGCUGUUAAAUAUUCAAUAAGCAGAUCUAGCUCCAUCCACCUAGGCGUGGUAAAGUGCGUAACAGACAGGGGUAAGCUCUUCACGUAAAACUAGUUCACCAAGUUUUACUCAGUGGAGUUGGUGAUCUGAGUCUGUAGAAUUUCCAGCACUUGUUCAUCCUACAGGCUACUGCAGUUUUAGAGUUUCACACAAAACAUUGGAAGUGAAGCGUGCUGUUCCUUACCUCAGGACUUCUGCUGAAACUGUAUUUUGUCAAACAAAAGCUUCAAAACUCCAGGAAUGGCUUCCCAUCAGAAUUUUUAUAGCGAUUAUUUGCCAGACCACAUUCAACCACCGGCGUAUGGAGAUUCACGAGAAAUAUAUCCACCACCUCCCUACCAAAAUCUACCACAAAACCAACCCCCUUACAUUAACGCUGGCCGCUACCCUGCUCAACCUUACCCCAGCACUGGACCAGCACCACACCAACCCUACUAUAUUCCGGCUCCAGCUCCAAGACCUCCUCCAACUCAAGUCACCCAAAAUAAAGUUCCAAAGUCUUCAGAUUGCUGCGAUCUAAAGAGGAGGACCUACUAUUGUAUCAUCUCGCUGUUUCUAGUACUUUCUGCACUGGGCAUCGGUGCUUGGAUUGUCUUCAAGUUCUUAGUGGAUAGUCCAAAAGGAUCAUCGAGCAGACGCUGCUCAAACCCAAUAAUCCACUGCAAUGGCAUCAGUGAUUGUGAGGACAACAGUGAUGAACUGGGAUGUGUCCGAUUCAGUGGAGGGGAAUCACAGCUGGAGAUCUACGCGUGGAAAGACAAACAAUGGUUACCUGUUUGCUAUACCGCCUGGAGUCAAUCUUUGGCAGACAGAACAUGUCAACAACUGGGGUUCCAAAGUUCUUACCACAGCUAUAGUAUAACUGCAAAGAAAUCUCCAACCCUUGUGGUCAACACAACAGAAAGAGGGACCAAUAUACAAAGUAUGUUGAGCUACAGUUCCCAGUGUUCCACCAACAAAUCCGUCGGUCUCUAUUGUGUUGAUUGUGGUAGAAGGUUCAAGACAUCAUCCAGAAUCGUGGGUGGAGCACCUGCCCGACUGGGAAAGUGGCCCUGGCAAGUUAGUCUUCAAUUCAAGUCGCGGCCAGUGUGUGGUGGAUCCAUCAUCUCACGUGACUGGGUGAUCACAGCAAGUCACUGCAUUUUUGAUGAGGAAGCACUUAACCCAUCCAAUUGGAAAGUGUACAGUGGCUUCAUUUCACAACACCAGCUCUCAAGCGCCACUUUGAGAUUUGUCUCAAAAAUCAUCACUCACGAGAACUACAACAGAGACAACAAUAAUAAUGAUAUUGCUUUAAUGAAGCUUACCAACCCACUGGAGAUAACAGAUAAAGUUAGACCUGUCUGUUUGCCAUCCUACAAUCAGGAAUUCACAGGUGGAACGCCUUGUUGGAUUACAGGAUUUGGUCGCGUAGAGGAGAGUGCAACCUCAGUCUCCAACACCCUUCUGGAAGCUCGUGUUAACGUAAUCGAUAGAGCGACCUGUAACCAGAGAAGCAUCUACGGUGGACUUAUAACAGAUCGCAUGAUCUGCGCUGGCAACCUCUCCGGGGGAGUCGAUUCAUGUCAGGGUGACAGUGGUGGGCCUCUGGCAUGUGAGGUGUCUGGAACCUAUUACCUAGCCGGAAUUACAAGCUGGGGUAUUGGCUGUGCUCGGGUAAACAGGCCAGGUGUUUAUACACAGGUGACGCAAUUCACAGACUGGAUCUUCACACAAAUGGAGGGUAACAAGUAAUAACAAUGUCUGCCAGUGAACACACAGGAAGCUACAAGCCAUGACCAUUAGCCCCAGACUGUGUCACUUUUCCUAAAGACAUUCAUCUGGGCAGGUGACUUUCUUCCAUUGGCUUGUUAGGCACGGGGAGUCUCUAUCGAGAAGAGUUCAUUUUGCUUGUGAGGUGCAGAUUGACUCAAUCACAGGGAGGAGUUCUGCAAAUAUCAAGCAGUGAUACACUUCUACACUUCACCCAGAUCUUCAAUCAAACCAAUUUUGUCUACCUUUCACCACUUCUUACUUGAUUGUGAAAAAUCCUUCAGAUUGCCCAAGGUUAUUAGAUGGGACUUUGUAUGUAUAAAGCUGCGUCUCCUUCCAGAGGUCACAGCAGAAAGGUUCAAUUUGACAUCCAGGGCAGAAAUUAACUUGUAGGUCAAUCGGCAAUCCAGACAGAAGUUACAACUAAAAUUGCAGUUUUCUUUGGAAGUGCUUUUUCUUCAAGUCCCAUUCAAAAUUAAAUGCAAAAUUUGUCAUGGACCAGAGCAAUUGACCAAGACAUAUUUUUAAAGAAAUUUGUUUUAGGUCAUUCUUUUUCUCAGUAUAUUUUGAAAGUGCUAGUAUUUUGUUAGUAUUUUUAACAAUAGUAAUUUAAUUUUAACAUCUAAUAAUACAUUUUAAGAAAUAGACAGAGCCAUUUACUGGUUCUACUGAAAUACAAUCAGCUUCUUAGGAAUUUAGAAAAAUCACUUUCAUAAACCAUUUAAAGUGCUUGUUAGCAUCCUGUUGACUUGAAGAACUAGUUUCAUUUCUAGGGGUUCAUGAAGGAUCUGCAAGUGAGUGCAACCAGCAGAAAUACUGGGAGGGAGUGGGGUAGUUGGGUGGACAGAGCCUGCUUCCAGCAUAUUUUGUUCUAAAUUUACUCAAAAUGCUGCAGAAACUCAGUUUAAAUCAAAUGGAUUCUGCAUUUCAAAUUCUAUUAUGCCAAUAUAGGACACAGUGCGGAAAAUUACAGUUGAUUGAAGCCUGUGGUCUAAGAUUUGGAAUAGAUUGGCUCUGGGGCUGAGGGUGCUUUGUCCUGGAACUCAUAGGAGGUUAGACCAGGAUACCACACGAUUCAGUUCAAUUAUCAGUGAGCGGUGUAUGAGUGGGGCAGGAGGGAGGUCUACUUUCCUUCAGGACAUUUUUAUCAAUUGAAUACUAGGACAUAAGAAAUGGGUGCAGGGAUAGGCCACAAAGCCACUGGAGGCAUUUCUUCAUCUAACAUUAUGGCUGAGUUUCCAAUCACUUUCUGUCCCGAUAUUUUCCCUGAGCAUCAAAGCACACUUGUGUCUUCUGAUGGAUCUUGAUUGCCAAUCUGUUAAAGAAAAAUACAAAACAUUACCAACAAAUAUAUGACUAAAUUUGGGGACUUUAGAGCUUUUUAAUGUUGGUUUUCAAUGAAGCUAUUGGUUGUAGGUAAAGGACUUUCCCUUUCUUUUAUUCUACAGUCCAUAACAGAACCUUGCUGAAUGGUACGUGCCAAGUUUAAUUUUGAAUCUUGAUCAUAUUUAUUUUAUUUAAAAGACAGCAAUACAACUGGUGCCUCACCACUUCUGUAAAUUGCAUUCAACCCUGAUAUUCAUUCUGUCUAUGUGGAGUUUGCAUGUUCUUUCCCCUGGGAGUUCCUGCUUCCAACCACAUGCCAAAAGGUUGGUGGGUUAAUUGGCCAAUGUAAAUUGCUCCUACAGUGUGCAUGAGUGGUAGCAUCUGAGGGAGUUAAUGGAAAUGUGGAGAGGAAAAAGUGGGAUCAGUCUAGUAUAAGUGCCUGAUGGUUGGUGCAGACUGUAUGGGCCUGAGGGCCUGUCUCCAUGCUUUGUGACUCAAUAAUUCACUCUGUGAGACCAAGUCCUGCUCUUACUCCAUUGGUGUAUGAGCUAUCAUUAUUAUAAUCUUCAGCUUCCUCCUCCAAAGGCAAUUCUAGCUUUGUUUUUCUUCAUUACAUACAUACAAGUGUGAGGGGGCAGAACUUUAAAGUGUUUGGAGAGAAGUAUAGGGGAGAUGUCAGAAGUAGUUUUUUUAUAAGCAGAGAGUAGUGGAUGCAUGGAAUGCACUACCAGGGAUGGUGGUAGAGGUAGAUACUACUAGGGACAUUUAAGAGGAGACUCUUAGAUAGGCACAUGAAUAAAAGAAAAAUUGAGGGCUAUGUGGCAGGGAAGGGUUAGAUAGAUUUUAGAAUAGGUUAAAGGGUCAGCACAACAUUGUGGGCCAAAAGGCCUGUACAGUUCUAUGUUAUAUUGCACUCAAGUAAGGGUAAAACAUGAAAAAAACAACAAGCAUUUGCUCUUUUAUAUCACGUUGAUGUUGUAAAAUGCCCCAUGAUAAUUUAUUGGGUAAUUAUAAAACAAAAAAUAUAACACCAAAACAUAUAAGGAAAUUUCAGGAUGCAACCAUUGGGUAAAAGAGGUAGAAUUUCAGAAAGAAGAGAGUGCAAGAGAAAGGAUGACAUAAAGGAGAGAACCAUGGGUUCCAGGGAACAGCAAGCACAGCUGCCAUUAAUGGGCCAGAGUUACUGGAGCACUGAGUACUAUGGACGGGAGAGGUUACACAGGUAGGGAAUGGGCCUUGGAGAUACUUGAGAACCAGUAUUAGAGUCUUAAAAUGGAGAUGUUCUGCACUAGAGCAGAGGGCAGAGGGGUGAACGGGAUUGUGAGUAUUUAGAUAAAGACAGCCUGGCGGAGAAAUAGUGGCCUUAAGGCUAGAAGCUUAGCAAGGUCACUAGAUAUUUGUUCCCAACUGAUGCCAACCAAUGUUUAUAACCAGGCUUAUUCCAGGCUAGUCAAGGGUUUUGCUAAGGAUCAGAAAUGCCUCUGUUCUUCCUCAAAGUAUUCUGCCCAUUUUAAGAGAACAGUUGAUUUAAGAUGAUACCCAAAGUGAUUAAUAGAAUGAUUAAAUCAAGCAUCUUAUAUUUUCAAUCUAGAUAUGAAUUCCUGUGUUUUCAAUCUAGAUAUUAAUUCCUGUGUAUUUUUAUUUUAUUGAGAGGAUAAUUGUCUAACUAUUUCCUGCCUUGAAUGUGGCAGAAAGCCGUAUGUAUAUAUUUCUAUCAAUGUUAAAAAUAAUGCAGUGUCAGUACUGAUCAUCACUCUCGUGAAUUUGAUGAUUCUUUUGUUUGCUUGAGAACAAUUUUCUUAAUAUUUGUUUGUCUAUUGAAGAUGUUUGUAAUGUUUUGACACCCCUUCAUAUCCUAUGUUCACAGAACAUCGUGAAUACUUUAGGAAUACAACUCUAAUGCUUAGUAUUAGGGUUAGAUCCAAAGCAGAUUAGAGAGAGAGAAUGAUUUAAACCAAAUACCAGCCUUACAAUAAAGUGCUAUUAUUCCCAUUGACAUGAUUGUGAAACUCCUGGGAUAUUACCUAUAAUGCAUUUCCAAGGCAGACUUUCAGUUCCUCAGUGAAGAUGGAUAACAAGUAGGAAGGAGGGAACUGGAGAGAGGAGGAACUUAAAAAUAACAUUAUGCUUUUUCAGUAUAGUUUACAAGGGAUCUAAAGUCUAUUGGUUCAUAAUUUGGUUUCCAAACCACUUCAGUCCAAACGCCUAAUCUUCAAGCACUUCCAUUUGACUUCCCUAACAUUCUGUGAUUGAGAAGAUUGGUAAGUACCUUCCUUGUGAGAUGCAUUCAGCCCUAAUUCACUCCCAAUGAGAAGACAUCUUGUUGCGAGCUAACAUACAUCUCUCACAUCACACGAACUGCUAAUGUUUAAAAGAUUUUGACAUAAAUCAAUUUAUCUGCAUGUGAAAGAACUAACGUGGACAAGGGUUAUUGGGCACAUAGGAACAUGAAUAUGAUAUUCAGUCUUUUGAGCUUAUUCUGCCUUUCAGAGAGACUAUUAGUCAUUGUACCCUAACCCUUAACAAACUAAUCUUAACUAACAUUUAGCCAACCUAAAUUUGCCGAUCUUAGAUUUAAAUGUCAUUGAACUAGCAUCUAUUAUGUUUUGCAGGAGCGACAUAACCCUUCCCCCACACUUACAAUAUAUUACAAUAUUGAUUCCUGGGAUGGCAGAACUUUCAUAUGAUGAAAGACUGGAUGAAUUAGGCUUAUACUCGUUGGAAUUUAGAAGAUUGAGGGGGGAUCUGAUUGAAACGUAUAAAAUCCUAAAGGGAUUGGACAGGCUAGAUGCAGGAAGGUUGUUCCCGAUGUUGGGGAAGUCCAGAAUGAGGGGUCACAGUUUGAGGAUAAAGGGGAAGCCUUUUAGGACCGAGAUUAGGAAAAACUUCUUCACACAGAGAGUGGUGAAUCUGUGGAAUCCUCUGCCACAGGAAACAGUUGAGGCCAGUUCAUUGGCUAUAUUUAAGAGGGAGUUAGAUAUGGCCCUUGUGGCUAAAGGGAUCGGGGGUAUGGAGGGAAGGCUGGUACAGGGUUCUGAGUUGGAUGAUCAGCCGUGAUCAUACUGAAUGGCGGUGCAGGCUCGAAGGGCCGAAUGGCCUACUCCUGCACCUAUUUUCUAUGUUUUCUGUAUUUCCUUUGCACAACAAAAAUCCUAACUUCUCUAGUGAAUCACCUGUCUUGAAAUGCAAUUCCACAAACGUCCACAAUCCAUCCUCCCUGUCUUCAAACAUAUUAAAUUACCCACAAAUGUGAAGCAUGUACAUUAUUUAUAUAUGGUUGGUUGGAUAUAUUUUUUCUAUUCUCUCUGAUUAAUGAAGUAAUCAAAUAAACUUUCUUCCUUAAAAGAAAGGGGUAAGAAUUGGUUGAGUUAAGCAAUAGAAUUGUGAUCUUGGACUCCUUAUGAAGUGUAGAAAAUAUUGAUUGACAUCUAGUGUUGGCAAAAAUUGCUGGAGCACCAAUAACUUGUAAGCAAAAUAUAUUUGAAAUCAAACUUGAAUGUGGAAAGAAAA